UUCAAACUGAGGGCGUGUAAUGCUAUCUUCACGGCAUUGGAGCAGAGUCAGGAGGCCAUAGAGAUCACCAAUGAGGAUCAAGUCAUUCAGUAUGUGAACCCUGCCUACGAGAGCAUCAUGGGUUACCAGCAGGGUGAACUAAUAGGGAAGGGAAUAACAGAAGUGCCUAAAAGUGAAAAGAAUAAACCUGAUCUCCUUGAAACCAUGAACUCCUGCAUACGGAAAGGCAAGGAGUGGCAGGGGAUUUAUUAUGCCAAAAAGAAGAACGGGGACAGUGUCCAACAAAAUGUGAAGAUCACACCUGUGAUCGGACAGGGAGGUAAAAUCAGACACUACGUGUCUAUCCACAGGCCUUUACAUGAUCAGAAUAAGACAUCCAGUGAACGGGUGCAGGCAGAGUCUCAGACAGACAUCCAGUCCAGUAAGCAUAAGGACCGGAGGAAAGGCUCGUUGGACGUCAGAUCGACUACGCCUCGAGGGAGCGAUGGCAGUUCCCAGAGAAGACACUCCUCCAUGGCCAGAAUCCACUCCAUGACCAUCGAAGCUCCAAUCACCAAGGUGAUCAACAUCAUCAACGCAGCCCAGGAGUCUAGUCCAAUGCCCGUAGCAGAGGCCCUGGACCGGGUCCUGGAGAUCCUGAGGACCACAGAGCUCUACUCUCCUCAGCUGGGCACUAAGGAGGAAGACCCUCAUACUAACGACCUGGUGGGAGGACUGAUGACGGAAAUCACGCACAGAACGAGCAGUAUGGCUCGUGGCAUUGUCAUGCUGGAGGGUCAUGGCAGGAUGAGGCUGCAGGAAGUGUACCACAUGAGGGAGAAGGAUGUCUUCCCUGUAACGCACAACGUUGAGAUUGCCUGCAAUGACAACAAGUUCAGUCCGAUGAUGCUGUGA
This is a messenger RNA of Oncorhynchus masou masou (cherry salmon), 894 nucleotides long. RefSeq names its product high affinity cAMP-specific and IBMX-insensitive 3',5'-cyclic phosphodiesterase 8A-like. The coding region runs from base 118 to 894 and encodes 258 amino acids. The record is from RefSeq and is a predicted model, not a curated record. Lineage: Eukaryota; Metazoa; Chordata; Actinopteri; Salmoniformes; Salmonidae. The transcript has 10 exons.